Zygotorulaspora mrakii is the source of this 561-nucleotide messenger RNA. It is a transcript of the gene ZIM17, whose product is annotated as Zim17p. Gene Ontology annotation, biological process: protein stabilization; protein folding; protein import into mitochondrial matrix. The transcript has a single exon. The record is from RefSeq and is a predicted model, not a curated record. Lineage: Eukaryota; Fungi; Ascomycota; Saccharomycetes; Saccharomycetales; Saccharomycetaceae. Gene Ontology annotation, cellular component: mitochondrion. The coding region runs from base 1 to 561 and encodes 186 amino acids. Gene Ontology annotation, molecular function: zinc ion binding; protein-folding chaperone binding.
AUGCUAUUGAGAUCCAGCUUGCUGCUAAGACAACCAAGACGGCUUCUGAUUACUGAACAAUGUAAAAUCACAUCUUCAUUGAUAAAAGCUAUUAUUCACCAGAGAAUUGGCUGUAGGUCAUUUAUUACCUCCAAUAGGCUGCUGAAUGACGAGAAACGAAAAAAUGAAGGUAGUAAGAUGGCUACUUUGAAGGUUGACAAGCCUAUGAUGAUGAUUGCGUUCACAUGUAAAAAAUGCAAUACAAGAUCAUCGCACACCAUGUCGAAACAAGCAUAUACGGGUGGGACGGUCCUGAUUAAAUGUCCAUCAUGUAACGCAAGACACCUUAUAGCAGAUCAUUUGAAAAUAUUUAGAGAUGAUAGUGUUACCAUAGAGGAUAUCCUAAAGGCCAAAGGAGAAUCCUUAUCAUCAACUACAGAUGACCUGGUAUUCGAGGAUAUACCAGAAAAUCUACGGAAUGUAAUAGGCCAUUAUGCAAAGGAUGCACCAAAAGAUCUGAGGAAGAAAUUGGACAAUGAAGUGGUGCGUGAGUUGCCAAACCCGUCAAAAGAUGCCCAAUGA